AUGACCCCUGCGAUGAACAAGAAAGCCCCUCCCGCGCUGGGGCUCGCUCUUCCUCGGCUUUCUCCCCCUGCUCCGGGCCCCUUCCCUAGGGCUUCUGCCUCCUCUUCUCCCAGGAAGCCCAUCGCUGCCAUUCCCCUCGAACCGAGACCUGGGGACCAAGGUCAGGGAGUUCUGCUGUGGGGCCUCCCCCCCGGGGCGCCGGCGGGGGGCUCGGGCCGGAUCUACCCGCACCGCACGCUCCUGGACUCGGAGGGCAAGUACUGGCUGAGCUGGGGCCAGCGGGGCAGCCGGCUCGCCUUCCGCCUAGAGGUCCCCACCGCGGGCUACGUGGGCUUCGGCUUCUCGCCCACCGGGGCCAUGGCCUCGGCCGACAUCGUCGUGGGCGGGGUGGCCCACGGGCGGCCCUACCUCCAGGAUUAUUUUACAAAUGCAAAUAAAGAGUUGAAAAAGGAUGCUCAGCAAGAUUACCACCUGGAAUAUGCCAUGGAAAAUAGUACACACACAAUCAUUGAAUUUACCAGGGAACUGCAUACAUGUGACAUAAAUGACAAGAGUAUAACGGAAAGCACUGUGCGAGUGAUCUGGGCCUAUCACCAUGAGGAUGCUGGAGAAGACGGUCCCAAGUACCAUGGCUCUAAUCGGGGCACCAAGAGUCUGCGGUUACUGAACCCUGAGAAAACCAACGUGCUGUCUACAGCCUUACCAUACUUUGACCUGGUAAAUCAAAACGUACCCAUCCCAAACAAGGGUACAACAUAUUGGUGCCAAAUGUUUAAGAUUCCUGUGUUCCCGGAAAAGCAUCAUGUAAUAAAGGUUCAGCCGAUGAUACAGAGAGGCCAUGAGAGUCUGGUCCACCACAUCCUGCUCUAUCAGUGUAGCAGCAACUUCAAUGACAGCGUCCUGGACUACGGCCACGAGUGCUACCACCCCAACAUGCCUGACGCCUUCCUUACCUGCGAGACUGUGCUUUUUGCAUGGGCCAUUGGUGGACAGGAUUUUUCCUAUCCGCCUCAUGUUGGACUAUCCCUUGGCACUCCAUUAGAUCCACAUUAUGUGCUCCUAGAAGUCCAUUAUGACAAUCCAACAUAUGAGGAAGGCUUAAUAGACAGUUCUGGACUGAGGUUAUUUCAUACAAUGGAUAUAAGGAAAUACGAUGCCGGGGUGAUCGAGGCUGGCCUCUGGGUGAGCCUCUUCCACACCAUCCCUCCAGGGAUGCCUGAGUUCCGGACGGAGGGUCAUUGCACUCUGGAAUGCCUGGAAGAGGCUCUGGAAGCAGAAGAGCCAAGUGGAAUCCAUGUGUUUGCUGUUCUUCUCCACGCCCACCUGGCUGGCAGAGGCAUUAGGCUGCGUCAUUUUCGCAAAGGGAAGGAAAUGAAAUUACUUGCUUACGAUGAUGAUUUUGACUUCAAUUUCCAGGAGUUUCAGUAUCUAAAGGAAGAACAAACAAUCUUACCAGGAGACAAUCUGAUUACUGAGUGUCGCUACAACACCAAAGACAGAGCCAGGAUGACUUGGGGAGGACUAAGCACCAGGAAUGAAAUGUGUCUCUCAUACCUUCUUUAUUAUCCGAGAGUUAAUCUUACUAGAUGUGCCAGUAUUCCAGACAUUAUGGAACAACUUCAGUUCAUUGGUGUUAAGGAGAUUUACAGGCCAGUCACGACCUGGCCUUUCAUUAUCAAAAGCCCCAAGCAGUAUAAAAACCUUUCUUUCAUGGAUGCAAUGAAUAAAUUUAAAUGGACUAAAAAGGAAGGUAUCUCCUUCAACAAGCUUGUCCUCAGCCUACCAGUGAACGUGAGAUGCUCCAAGACAGACAAUGCAGAGUGGUCGAUUCAAGGAAUGACUGCAUUACCUCCAGACAUAGAGAGACCGUAUAAAGCACAACCUCAGGUGUGCAGAACAUCUUCUUCCUCCUCUCUGCACAGAAAUGUCUCCGUCCAGCUGCUCAUGUGCCUCACGCUCCUUGGCAGUGUUCUAAGCACCAGGCACCAGUGGUCCUAACUGUGCUGUGUGGAGGAUGGCGUCUUUCAUACCAUUUAAAGUGCAGGUUAAAGACUGUGUCCACUCUGGGCACGAAGAGUGUGGAGAGUUUUCUUUCACACACUCCGUCCUUCUCUCCUUCCCCUUUCCCCAUCUCCCUGGGAGAUGCCAUUGAAUUCUCUGCUUAGCCUCAGAAAUGUCUGAUGUUAGGUACAGAGGGCCAAUCAAAAGAAACUAGCCAGACUUAGCAUAACCUUUCUUUAAAAAUUGGACCGCCAAGUGGAAAUAAAAGAUUUCCUUUUAUAUUCCAUUUUAUUUAAGCAUUCAUUGUUACUUUUCUUUGCAUGACUUCUGUAAUUUUUUUAAAAAAUGCCUUCGGCUUAAAAUACAAGAAUGAUUCUCCAUUCCGGUUAUUUUCUUUAUGGUUCUUUGAGUGUGGCCUUGCAAGCACACUAACAGUCCUUCCGGUCUGCAGCGUGAUCCAGUUCUGGUCUUUUCUGAACUACUCAUGGCCCUCUUUCCUCAAUGCUUGUAGAUGAUACCCACUCUAGUCUCUUCAUUUCUCUGGGUUUAUCAAUACCCCCCACAUCACCCACGCCCACCUCUCAGUACUUUCCACUCCUUCCCUGCUCAGUACUCUCUUCUUUAGAGCUCUGAUACUAUCUGAAAAGAAAGGUGAUGAGGAACCUGGAAAUGGAAUGUGACUGAUUGUAGGCUGAGGAGGACUUGGAGCUGGCUUGAACCCCAUGCUGGGGGUGGGGGAAACCUUUUUUGAGGUUCCAAGUCAAAGCCAGGCAGUGUAGCCAGUAUUGGAGGGGCAAGCUCACGUGGCUCCUCAUCGACAACGUUGGGUGUCCCACACACCCUGCAUGCCGGAACAGCGCGAGUCAUGGUUGUAGACUUAUUUCUAUAUUAGUCAAUAAAUUGAUUUUCCAUAUAAAAUGAUCAACAAUUGAAGUUUAGCUGAAUCUUGUUUUAUGCCGUUUCCUCAUUUCUUCAGGUAAAUAUGUUUGGAUCAUAUCAAUAAACAAAAUGAAUUAAAUUUU
Messenger RNA from Tupaia belangeri chinensis (Chinese tree shrew), 3023 nucleotides. RefSeq names its product monooxygenase DBH like 1 (gene MOXD1). Lineage: Eukaryota; Metazoa; Chordata; Mammalia; Scandentia; Tupaiidae. The coding region runs from base 1 to 1998 and encodes 665 amino acids. Gene Ontology annotation, biological process: norepinephrine biosynthetic process; dopamine catabolic process; octopamine biosynthetic process. The record is from RefSeq and is a predicted model, not a curated record. Gene Ontology annotation, molecular function: dopamine beta-monooxygenase activity; copper ion binding. Gene Ontology annotation, cellular component: secretory granule membrane. The transcript has 14 exons.